Mizuhopecten yessoensis (Yesso scallop) is the source of this 5099-nucleotide messenger RNA. RefSeq names its product leucine-rich repeat-containing protein 63-like. Bases 62 to 2032 code for a protein of 656 amino acids. The record is from RefSeq and is a predicted model, not a curated record. The transcript has 11 exons. Gene Ontology annotation, molecular function: protein binding. NCBI's taxonomy places the organism in Eukaryota, Metazoa, Mollusca, Bivalvia, Pectinida, Pectinidae.
UGUAGUCUCGCUUCCCUCGAGACUUCAUACUCACGGAAGUUGGUAUGGUUACAGCGUCAAGAUGGCGGCUAGUGGACCGUCCCUUCUGUGUACAACAAGUUCAUCGAAACGAAAGAAGAAUUCAAAUGUCCAAGAUGGCAAACUUCUGCGACGACCAAGAGCCCCUAAGCCCCUUCCUGCACUGUCGGCACCUUCCCCAACCAAAGACUCGAAUUCACAAGAGAAACCAUUUUAUGAAACAUACGACUAUGAUACAGACAUACCUACUCGUGAAACCCCAGUUACAAUUAGACAAUCUCCAACACCAAGUGUUGUUCCAAGUUUAAUAUCACCUCCUCCUUCUGAAUCCAACCCUACGAAAAAACAUUAUUUCUACAGACAUGUUAUACAUGGAUCUCAACAAACGAAUGUGACUUUUGUCAGCAGAGAUGACAAGAAGUUUAUUUUAGAUCCUUUGUACAGGGUCAAAACAAGUCUUGGAACCUAUGUUGAUGGAAAGUCUUUAAUAAAACCAUUUAAACCCCGGGGACCUGAAAGUUUUCCUGCAAGACCACCUCGGAGACACCCUGAAAUAUUUCAUGUAGACUACGUUGACGAUAUAAGGUAUUAUGCUCCUCCGACGUUUACUUUGGAAACAUUUAUGAUGGAGAUUUCAGACAGACACAGACUUCCAAUGAGGUCUGUAAAACAGGCUGUGUGCUCCAGGCAUAACUACAAGAAAAUUACCAACUUACUUGCCGAUCAAAAAACCUAUGAUUUAUCUCAAGACGAAGUUCAUACCAGCACACUGACCCCUGAAGGACAAAGUAUCCCCCCUGUAGAGCCGAGGAUUCCACAGAAACAGUUGCUUAUUGAGAUGGCAGCCAUGAUAAAACAACAUGUGCGUGACCUGAUGAAUACCGAAGUAAAAUCAGUGAUUCGACCCCUGAAGCGGUACAGCCCUAGCUACCAUGAUACCGAUGUGCCGCACACAGAGAUUAUUCUGUAUGAGGACGACACAACGGAGGUGGCCAGUAGGAGUCAGCAACAACGCCAAGAUACAGAGAUCCCGUCAGUGGACUCCAUGUUCCACUCGGCUCGGUCUCGGUAUUUCCAGGGCUCAGGGCGCAGUCAGUCACCCUUCACUGCACCAGGAGAUGGCAAUGGAGUAAUCUCCCCUUCAGAGCUUGCAAUAUUAGAUUCACUCAUCAAUGGCGGAAGGGCUCUAAGUUUGAAGGCACACUUUAUAUCAGAGCUGCCGGACAUCAACCCUCUCAUACGGACCGUGACCUACAUCAACCUGUCGUUCAACGACUUCACACUGUUUCCUCGCCCCAUACUUGACGUGAAACAGUUGGUGACUCUGAAGUUGAGGAACAAUCCUCUGAGAGAACUGCCACCUGAUAUCCAGCGCCUCAGGAACCUCAAAACAUUGGUGGUGUCCUUCUGUCUUCUACAGACUCUCCCUCUAGGCUUGUUUUCAUUGCAAAAGCUGCGACAUUUGGAUAUCUCCUACAACAAGAUCAUUUUUGUGCCAAAUGAAAUCAGCCAGUUCAGGUCCCUGAGAGAACUAAACAUGGAAGGGAACCAGCUACCAGCUAUGCCAUGUGGUGCUUUACUGCUGGAACUCAACUAUCUUAAUGUCAAAAACAACUUCAUGCAUCCACUGUUCUGGAAGGAGAAUACACGCAACCAACCUCAGAGGUUAAUUGAUAUGGCAGCUCUAACAAUGUACAAGUCUGAGAUGUACCGGACGGCGGAGAACCUGGCACCGUCGGUCAUCAACGUUCUGUCCAGCCGAUCUACGUGUGAUUGCUGUCAUGGACCCCUGUACGGCCCAGGCCUCAGGAUCAUACGACCAGUCAGCAAGCUUCACGGCAUUAUCAACCUCCCCUUCAUCUUCCGCGCUUGCUCACCACACUGUCUUAGAGACUUCAAAAGUGGCAAAGAAACACUUUCUGAGAUUCUGUAUGGUGCUAGGGAGCGACUGACUGAUGAGGAGGAAGAGGAAGAAGAGGAAGAGGAAGAGGAGGAGGAGGAGGAAGGGGAAUAACUCUUUACUAAGAGGUGGUCAUCAAUUUUUCUAAUCUACUGAAUAUCAGAAUGUUCACAUAAAAAAUGUUAUUUGGUAUUGAUACAACUUAUCUAAAAUUACAUGUUAUAUGACUAAAAAUGAUAAGGACCAUAAUUAAAUGGAGAAUAAAAGUUGUUGCAAUAUUUAGAUGAUAUUCAAUGUUUUCACUAAGUAAAUGGUAUACAGUGUACUCAUGUACUGGGGAUAUGCUGUUAAUGAAUUCUGUUGUCCUGUCACAUAGUUGCCAUUAUUGGCCGAUGACAAUUAUUUUGUAUGUAACAAAAUGAAAUACUAUUAACAGAUGUAAAAUAUCUGUCCGAAAUUCCUCCACUACCAGAUGUUUCGUAUGUGUUUUCGACAAUAUCAGCAGAGACUGCACAAAUAUCUUAAUAGUGCUUAUUUCUGUCGGAGGAUGCUAUACUUAUGUCUAGGUUUUUCUGUCUGGUUUGUCAAUCCUCGCUCCAUCUGAUUAGGAUUAUAUGAUCUGUGUGACCAUCUCUGUCUGAAACCUAUAAUGCAGCAAUGCGAUUCCAUACAUUAUUUGCCUAUAAGGACACUAAGAUUGUAGAACUUGCCGUUUACUGUCAGGAUGUCAAAAUUCAAGGUCACUGUACAUGUUGCUGAAUACGAUUUUCAUGUUCUCUGUAUAUCAUAAGUUACAAAAAAGGGGUAGGGGUUUAGGCUAACAGUCAUAUUCACUCACCAGGUAUAAUGUGAACAAAAUAAAAUGAUUGUCAAGGUAGCGAGUUCUCAGUCAUAUGAUACUCUGUGGUCAAAACUCAUGUAAUAUAAUGUCAAAAACAGUUCUUAAUAUAUAGUUGAAUUUUGGAAUAGACAUACUCCCAAAUUUCCGGUGUAACACAUAUACAGUGUGUUACAGUUGGAAGGUUUUUGUGGUUUUCAGUAAACAAAAUGUAUGUUUUGUCAUCAUUUCACCUAUUUCAGAAGUUAAGUAUACACCAAAAGGAUAAAUUGUGACAAUCAAUUUGCACUGAGUCAAUGCAGAAAGAAUGAAAUUGAAAAAAGAUUUUUUUUUUUUUUUGCAAAAUUCAACCAAUUUUGGGGGGGGGGAUGAAAGUUAAAAUGGCCAGAAUACAACAUUUUAGUUAUCUUGAUAUUGUGUUUAACAGACAUUUAAUCUCAAUACUGAACAAUAUUGUUGGUUUGAUUUCCAAAUGUUAGAUAAACAUCUGAUUUAUGUAGUAAAGAGAUAUUUACCUGAACUGACAUGUUAAGAGCUACAAUAUGUAAUAUUGUAUGAUUCAUCUUUUUUAUUUUAUUUUUAUUUAAAUAUUCUAUAUUGUGGAAAGGGACAAGCAGAUUGUCAUGCCAUACAUUCUAAUUGAUGUAUAUGUCACUUUAUUACUGUGUAUAUCUUUUCCUAUCAAUGCUAUUUUCAAUCAUUUUUUUUGCCAAAAAAAGACAAUUCAGUUGGUACAAUUUUGUUUCAAGUGAAAUAUUUUAUAUUGUACCAUGUUGUAAGUCUAUCUAUUACCUAUAUAAAAGGCUUUGUUACCGGUCUGUCUACCUGUACGUUUACCUGUCUGUCUACCUGUUUGUUUACCUGUCUGUCUACCUGUACGUUUACCUGUCUGUCUAUCAGUAUGUUUACCUGUCUGUCUACCUGUUUGUUUACCUGUCUGUCUACCUGUUUGUUUACCUGUCUGUCUAUCAGUAUGUUUACCUGUCUGUCUAUCAGUAUGUUUACCUGUCUGUCUACCUGUUUGUUUACCUGUCGGUCUACCUGUACAUUUACCUGUCUGUCUACAUGACGUUUACCUGUCUGUCUACCUGUACGUUUACCUGUCUGUCUUCCUGUUUGUUUACCUGUCUGUCUACCUGUACAUUUACCUGUCUGUCUACCUGUAUUUGUGUUUUUGUUGUUGUUGUUGUUGUUGUGAAUACUAAAGUUGUUAAAGAAUCUUGUAGAAUGAUAUUGAGAAACAAGUCACCACAGACAUCACAAUCGUACCUUAAUGUUAUCCUGUUAAUGUUUGUUUAGUUAGGUUCAUUGGUAUGAUUAAAAAUCAUAUCUCAAAUAUAUAUUUGUUCACUUUGUACUAUGACUGUCUGUGAUAUUAAUAUGAAUUACUGCAAUCAGUUGACAAUAAAAAAAUGGAAAAAAAUAAAUUUUGUAUAAAUAUUUUAUUUACAAAAAUAUACAAAUAUUCGUUAAUUUGAUAACUGUGAAUUACUCCCCUCACACACACACUUAAUAUGGUAACUCAGGCCUUUCUUUACCUAUUGUGAGAUUUUAGUUUAUUUUUUACUGGACGAUGCUUAAUUUCACAAUCCGUUGUAUAACAAGUAAUUGACAGUAGACAUAUAAGAUAUGCAUGCUUUUUCAUUUGAAUAUACUAUAUACCACAAACAUUUCAGUCCAUAUUAAAUAAUAUCAAAAAUAAGUUUGGCAAUACAUAGAGGAUAUUCAAUGGUCUCCAGUUGAAAAUCAUGUUUCACAAACAUGACAAAACUGUCAGAUAAAUUGUUGAGUGUGAUUCAUUAGUGAAAAUAUAUAUACAUGUAAAAUGAUAUACAAAUGAAAUAGUUAUGACAUUCAACAGAAAAACAAAUGAUUUUUCUGUAUUUUUAAUUUCAUUCUCUGAAACGUUCCGUUAUUGUUGGUGACCAGUUAUAAAUGAUUAGACGUUACAAUCAAACGUCAGUAUUUUUACAUCUUUAAUUCAAUGACAAUAUCGUUUUUAUACUACUGACUUCUGUAUUUCACCAGUAAAAAGAUAAUAAAUUAUCAUAUUUUAUUUGCAAGCAAAUAUUUGAAUUAACAAUUAAAAAUAUAAAAUUAAAUCUUAUAAUAUUAUGGAAACACAUUUUUUAAACUUUUAUUAGUGUUCAACUUUAACGUCAGAAAACUCCAUUUUUUUUCAAUAAAUCUUACUUUACAUGAAAUUGUUUUCUUUUCAAAGAAGAACUAAUUAAGUUUUUUGAGAUCAACACAUUUGCAAUUUAUAUGUUAAAUUGAUUUAAAUAUAAACUUUUGUAUAUAUUUAUUACAUCUUUAGAGAUCAUUCAAUCAAGGAUUUAUGAG